Raphanus sativus (radish) is the source of this 1116-nucleotide messenger RNA. RefSeq lists its product as uncharacterized. The record is from RefSeq and is a predicted model, not a curated record. The coding region runs from base 1 to 1116 and encodes 371 amino acids. The transcript has a single exon. NCBI's taxonomy places the organism in Eukaryota, Viridiplantae, Streptophyta, Magnoliopsida, Brassicales, Brassicaceae.
AUGGGAGAUAAUAUGAGAAGAGAUAUGCAAAAUCUCAAUUUGGGGGCCGAUGACCCACCGGUCCAGUUGCCGGUGAAUGUGGUUAAUGAAGCUGCGGCGGGAAACAGAUUUGUUCUGAUUGGAAGACCGGUGAUGCCUCGUCGUCAGAACAUCCGCUCGAUCAUUGCAACCCUUCCUCGUAAUUGGGGACAUGUGGGCGUUUAUGGCAGAAUGCUAGAGGGUAGACAAUUCCAGUUUGUUUUCCCGUCUGAGGAGGCUAUGGAGAUGGUGCUGCGCCGUGGUCCAUGGGCUUUUGCUGAUCGCAUGUUGAUCAUAGAAAGAUGGACUCCAACUUUCCAUCCGCUGAUGCUCAACUUCAUUCCGUUCUGGAUCCAGAUCCGUGGCAUACCAUUCCAAUUCAUGAGUCAAGAUGUCGUUAUGCAUAUUGGUAGGGCGUUGGGUAUGUAUAUGGAUGUUGACUACUCUGCUGAUGUUGCAGCCAGAAGAGACUAUGCGAGAGUACGGGUGAAUUGGAAUGUUGAUGAGCCACUUCGGUUCCAGAGGCAAUUUCAGUUCACGCCAGGGGUUAAUACACUGUUGCGUCUCACUUUUGAGAGACUUCGAGGAUUCUGUGAUAUCUGUGGCAGGCUCACUCAUGACUCGGGGGCUUGUCUAAUUCAAAAUGGUGGUGUCAAUCAUGAAGGUGAUGACGAUGAUAGCGACAAUGAUGAAGGUGGAGACCAUAACUUGGCCAACCAUGGGGUGAUCAUUGAAGAGAUCCAUGAAGGGGAGCAGGCAGGAGUGGAGGCAGAACCGUUUGCAAAUGAAGAACUCCCAAAUGGAAUGGAAGAUUACCCGGUGGAGAUGGCAGAAGAUGAUGACGUUGGGGGAGAGGUGGCGAUGCAUGAAAGGCAUAUGGAUCGGGAGGCAAACAAGAGGAAGACUUGGUUGGCAAGUUGUGAGGAGAAUACACUCUAUUUUUCUAGUGUGGAACGUGGAGAAUCGAGUGGAGCACAAGGCUUCAAGCGGACGAAGACUGAUGCUCUGAAUGGCAGUCCGGUAUCAUCAUCAAGUGAUGAAGAGAUCAACCCAACAGUGAGAGGCGCGGUGGGCCCUGAACCACCACUGCCACCAUGA